AUGUCUAAUAAGUGUAAGCCUUAUUCACUGCUCUUGGUCUUUGAUGGAUUUAUAGUGAUGAAGAAUUGUUUGUUUCUUAUGUGCAAGUUUAGAGGUGUGACAUUGGUUAUCAAUCUACAAAGUGAAGAGGAUUUGGAGGUUAUGGUUGGAUUUGCACUUUCUUGUGAUAUUCAUCGUAUUGAUGUUUUUGUAAAGUGUUGUUCUAUGGGUGAAGGUUAUAUGAUUUGUGAUGGUGAAGCUAGUAGUGGAGUGGGACAAAGGUUUGCUCAAGGAGUUGUUGAAUUUCGAGAUGCGUUGUCAAAGUAUUCUAUUCAUUCCGGUUUUGAUUUUGAUUUUGUUAAGAAUGAUAAGGAUCGUGUCACUGUUCAUUUUAAACAUGCUAGGAUGACUUCAAGUAUGAUUGGUGGGCUAAUUUCAAGUGAUAUUCGUAAUAAGGCUUUGACAUCGGUUAAUGAGGUGGUUUGUGAUUUCAAGGACUAUUAUGGAACAAAAGUUUCUUAUCGGCGAGCUUGGAUGGGUGUUGAAAAAGCAAGGGGUCUUGUUUUUGGUGACUAUUCAUCAUCAUUUGACGAUCUUCGUUGGUAUGUUGAUGCCGCUAAUGAUUGUAAUCCGGGGAGUGUUUUUGAUAUGGAAUUUGAUGUUGAUAGUAAAGGAAGAUAUUUCAAAUGCUUGUUUUUCGCUUUUGAGGCAUGUAUUCAUGGUUUCAAGUAUUGUCGGCCUGUGUUGAUGCUUGAUGGAACUUUCUUGAAAGGAAGACACAAAAGUUGUUUAUUAGCUGCUACGGCAAAAGAUGAUAACCAAGGUUUAUAUCCGUUAUGUUUUGCCAUUGUUGAUAGUGAAAGUUAUGAUAGUUGGCAUUGGUUCUUGUCAAAGUUAUUUGUUAUUUUGACUCCGGGGAGGGAUAUUGCGUUUGUUACUGAUCGGCAUGGAGGUUUGCUGAAAGCUUUAGCUGAGGUCUUUCCGUUUUCUUCUCAUUCUUUUUGUCUAAUGCAUUUGAAGACAAACUUGAAGACUUAUUUGUCAGCGAAGAGUCGUGAAUCUGAAGAGUAUUUGCUUACUCUUUUUAGUAUAUGUGCAUAUGCUCCUACUAUUGAGUUGUUUAAUGAGCUAUUUGAAGAAUUUAAGGGUCGUUGUGGUCGUACUGUUGAGAAGUUUCUUGAGGAUUUGCCUAAUGAGUGUUGGUGUAACGCUUAUUUUCAAGGCAAGAGGUAUGGUGAAAUAUGCACAAAUGCUGUGGAAUCUUUAGAUUCAUGGAUUAGGGAUGAACGCCAUUUGUUUUCAACUAGUCUUGUUGAUGCUAUACGGGUGAAACUAAUGGAGCAAUUUUCAAGAAGGAGAGAAGUUAGGAAUAAGUGGAAUCAAAUUUAUGGUUUUGAACUAUACUGGUUGAUGAAAGUUGUUUUUGGGGAGAUCCCUUCAAGUAUCUUGGAGAUGGUUGGUUUUGAUGAGAAAACCUAG
Molecule: messenger RNA, 1458 nt
Organism: Camellia sinensis
Lineage: Eukaryota; Viridiplantae; Streptophyta; Magnoliopsida; Ericales; Theaceae
Source: RefSeq, a predicted model, not a curated record